CUUGAGGGACCUACUGGGCACGCGCGGGCGGGAGGCGAGACCGCGGCUGGACGCGGGGUGGGCGGUCCCCGACGCCGCGGCCCCAGGCAAAUACCCCUCACCGCCCGGGCGUCCCGUCCUCCCCUCUGGCCUCGCGGGGUUGGCGGGGCGGGUCCGCGGCCGGGCCCGGGAGGGGCGGAGCCCGCGGGAGUGCGGGGAGGAAGGCCGCGCAGGGGUAGGUGGUCCCCGAACCAGGUCCCAGGAGGAGGUGGAGUGUCCGUGUUGGAAGGUGCGGGGACACUGGGCUUAGCGUUUUAUCCGCCGUUACCGCCGAGUCUUCAUCCGGAAACUGGUACCUCCGCUGUGACGGUGGAGGACACUGAAACCUCAGUAACUGCCGGAGGCAGACACACAGCGAGUGGUAGAGUCCUAAAUUGAAUUCCCACGCCGCCACCCUUGGCCCUCCCUCUGCACGGCCUCGCCGCUGCACCCGGACGGGAAGUGUUUGCAAACGUCCUUUGAGCAUCUUUUGUCUCGGCUUUGUAUUCCUUGGCCCUCCGAGCGAAAACAGCUAGGUGGGUGGCCCAGCUCCUGCCUGCUAGGUUGCGUAUACCUGAACCAGUCGCUACAAAUACAAAGCGAAGGGCUCCGCUGAGUGCCCCGCCCCCAGGGAGGGGGGCGUGGCCAUCAGCUGGAGUUGCCGAAUGCAUCGGGAAGCAGGCCGAUUUGAGCUGGGGAUGACCCGGAAGAUCAGUGAAAGGACGUUCCAGAUCUGGGGCGCCAAAGCAAAGACUCACAGUUUCCCCCCAACAGGUACAGAUCGCACCGGGAAGCUGAACACAGUCCUUUCAUGCUGCUGUGGAACAGGUGUUGAAAACCCAGAUAGCCGCAGGGAUGGGCAGGAUUCUGCCCUAUCCCUCAGCUCUGCAUUUGAUGGCUGGGAUCCUGGGGAUCUUGUUUUCCUCUGACUGUUGGGAUUCCUGUUACCAUCAUAUGAAUUCUUCCCCCGGCCACAUCACCAUCCCACCAUCUGGAGUUGUGCUAAGGAAUCUGGGUUUAGACACCUGAGUAUCAAGUUCUGUCCCUGAGGAAUUCUCCGACCUUGGUGGACUGUGGACUCGGUUUGGGGUAUCUCUUUUUGGCAUGAUACUCUCCUGACAAAUCUGUACAUAACGUAUAAUAUUUCCAUUUCUGGAAACACCCUGCUGCCUCAAUUCAGAGCCAUCAAGCCUGUACCCGAAAGUGUCUCCCAGCCUUGGGAGGACCCAGGUUCAUUUCGACUCACUGUUUUUUUUUUUUUUCUGGAAAUAUGUGGCUCUCAGCUCAGGCAAUGUCAAAACAGCCCAGGCCUACAGACCUCCCAGGAGGACAGAAUUUUUUUUUCUUACCCACGAAGCGGGACUCACGUGGUUGGAUAGGAGACCUUGUCUUUAUUUCCGGGAUCUUCCAUAUAAUAUUCACAUGACUCACAUGCCAAGUCAUUUAUGGUGGCGUGGCUUCAUUCCAGGUACCCUCCGCUCUCCCUUCCCCAGUCCCGAUGUGGCUGCCAGGAAUGGUCCCUGUGGCUGCAGCUGGCCUUGUCUCAAGAGGUAGCGACCUUUGGCGGGUAUGACCGAAGACUAGAGGUGUUUGGAAGCCUCUGGAAGGACUGCUGAAGGGUGCAGGGACACAAUGCUGGACAGUCAUGAGAAUGUGGUCCCUCGGGGAUCCUUCUUACAGCUCUCCAUGAUGCCCCAGAAAGCUGGAAAUGACUCCCCUGGUGUUUCCAGCACAAGUGAAACGGAAAUGGAGAUAAGUAACAUGAGAAAAAAGUUUCUUACAAGUGUGACAAAGUUAGUAGAAAGCAAAAGUUACAACAGCAAGGUAUUUUCCAAAGAAAAGUACUUUCAAACAAUAAAAGAAGUCAAAGAAGCCAAGGAAAAGGGGAAGAAGUCAUCACGUGACUACCGCCGCGCAGCAAAAUAUGACGUGAUCUCCGUGCAAGGCACGGAGAAGCUAAUAGAGGCUGCUCACAGGGAACGUGAUCGAAUACGGUAUUACGUACAUAAGGAAGAGUUGUUUGACAUUCUUCACGACACACAUCUCAAUAUUGGACACGGUGGGCGGACACGGAUGCUCAAGGAGCUACAAGGAAAAUACGGGAAUGUCACCAAAGAAGUCAUUGUCUUGUAUCUGACACUCUGUAAACAGUGCCACCAGAAGAACCCAGUGCCCAAGAGAGGUCUUGCGCCCAAGCCCAUGCCUUUUAAGGACAUCGACUCCAGAUGCCAAGUUGAAGUACUUGACAUGCAGUCAAAUGCCGAUGGUGAGUUCAAGUUUAUUUUGUAUUACCAGGACCACUUGACCAAGUUUAUCGUCUUACGACCGUUAAGAGCUAAACAGGCCCACGAGGUGGUCAGUGUCCUGUUGGAUAUUUUCACAAUUCUCGGUACCCCUGGCGUGUUAGAAUCUGACAGCGGCGUGGAGUUCACAAACCAGGUUGUUAAUGAGCUCAAUGAGGUAUGGCCGGAGCUGAAGAUGGUCUGUGGUCAGCACCGCCCUGGCCAAGGCCAGGGCUCCCUGGAGCGAGCGAGCCGUGACGUCAAGAACAUGAUACGUGCCUGGAUGCAGAGUCACCGGUCACGCCGCUGGGCCGAAGGCCUGCGAUUUGUGCAGCUGGCGAGGAAUCAGGUGUUCGACGUUUCCUUGCAGCAAAGUCCAUACGAAGCGAUGUUUGGCUGUAAGGCCAAACUCGGCCUGUACUCCUCACACUUACCCCGCGAAACCGUGGCCGUCUUACAGACAGAGGAAGAGCUGGAAAUUGCAGAAAAACAGCUAGAAAGCAGCCUUUGGAUCAGGCAGGAAGAAAGGACUGAGAUGGGAGCAGACAGAUCUGAUAUGGAUGAGGACAUCGAUCCCACGCCUCCGGAACCUACAGAGCCCAGCACCUCACAGGGGGCCCCAGGCCUCUUCUGCUGGUGAACGGGCGCCUGCUGGGUGCUGUCCAGCCAUCUGAGAACUGUCGCAGGAUUCCCCGGGGAAAGGAACAUGAAGGCCGCGCUCCCCACAGUCACUCACGUUGUCCACGGCAGUGCUUGCAGCGAGGGGAGAAGCGGGCCGGGUCCGUAACAAAUGACCACAAACUUAGCGGCUUAACAGGAAUAUACCCUUUGGCAGCUCUGGAGGCCAGAAGUUCAAGAUCAAGGUGUCGGCAGGGCUUGUUGCUUCUGGAAGCUCGGAGAGAAUCCGUCCCGUGCCUUUCUCCUCUCCCUGGUGGCCGCUGGCAGUCCUCUGCGUUUCUUGGCUUCCUCGAGUCUCUGCCUCAUCUUCACGUGGAGCUUCGCCUGGCCUUUCCCCCUCUGUCUCUCUGCGAUCUCCUUUUCUGUCUCUUAAAAGGACACCACGGCAUCCGAACCCCAUGCCAUUGGAUUUAAGGUCCUCCCCUAUCAGGGAUGAUCUCCUCUCGACAUCCUCACCUUAAUUGUAUCUGCAAAGACCCUUUUUCCAAGUGAGGUCCAAUUCACGGGUGUUGGGGGUUUGGACUUGGACAUACCUUUCUUGGGACACAGUUCUACCAACUACAGCCAGUAGAAGAGUAUUUCUGCCUGCAGAACAUGAACCGAUGGGGUCUUAAGUGUGGUGCCCUACGUACAUCUAGUACGUAUUCCUUCUGCCAAGCCCCCCUCCUCAGACAACAUCCCGAAAGGUGGGGGCAUCGGAGGAAGAGGUGUAGUGAGAAAAGAGGAGAGCGGCCACCUCGGCAUCUGAGCUCUAUUUCCUGCUUCCAGAAGAACUGUAUGUGCCACCCCUGCUGUCACAAUGGCAUGCGCAGGCAACUGUGACCUGCCUGAAACCUAUUUUAAAAGGUCAGAAUUAAGGCAUGGCUGGGA
Molecule: messenger RNA, 3848 nt
Organism: Felis catus (domestic cat)
Lineage: Eukaryota; Metazoa; Chordata; Mammalia; Carnivora; Felidae
Gene: KRABD2
Product: KRAB-A domain containing 2
Exons: 4
Coding region: 1651-2940 (429 amino acids)
Biological process (GO): DNA integration
Molecular function (GO): nucleic acid binding
Source: RefSeq, a predicted model, not a curated record